Messenger RNA from Ornithodoros turicata, 1780 nucleotides. RefSeq names its product chitinase-3-like protein 1. Gene Ontology annotation, biological process: carbohydrate metabolic process; chitin catabolic process. Gene Ontology annotation, cellular component: extracellular region. Gene Ontology annotation, molecular function: chitinase activity; chitin binding. The record is from RefSeq and is a predicted model, not a curated record. Bases 1 to 1536 code for a protein of 511 amino acids. The transcript has 14 exons. NCBI's taxonomy places the organism in Eukaryota, Metazoa, Arthropoda, Arachnida, Ixodida, Argasidae.
AUGGACACGUUCGUCCGACUGCAGUCCAGGCCAGUGAAGCAGGCGUUGAGCAAGUCAUCGAGAACCCGCGAGCAACAGUUCGGGACAUUAAGAUGCCUGCCUUGGAUCUGUUGCGACGAUGACGAAGAAGAACGCGAGAACGGUCUUCGGGGGGAGGGCUACAAGGAAUGUACGGAGGCUGCUCGAAUGGACUCCAGCGAAGGAAGUGUGCGGCGUGAACGAAAACUUAGUCACAUUGUUCCCGUAAAGGCUCAGCCAGUUAAAAAGAUUGACCAAAGCAUGGCUUCUCGCCGGUGGAUGUUCAACAAGCAGCACGGCCUUAUCUUGGCUGUUGUUAGUGUCACGGCUGUUGGUGCUGCCGCGCUUUUCUCAUUCGCCAAGAGAACAGAGGAGGACGUUCGUCUCAGGAUCCGCAGUUCCAGAGCGGACACUGAAGUCUCUGGCACCGAGGAGUCUCUGUCCGCCAUCAAGAAAGCCUUCGAAAGCAACGCCAUGCCGGCUGAAGCUGACUCAACACAAUAUUUGUCCGCGCCAUCUGCGAGAGAGCGCAAGCGUGCCCUGCUGUGUCGGUUCUCCCCCCGGUAUCGCAGCGGCGUCUACCCAUACGGGCUCUGCACUCAUCUCAUCCUGGCCAGUGUAGAGAACAAGAAUUCCUAUGAGCAUGGCAAGGACCCGCUCUUUAUUUAUGACCCCGAUGCCUUUCGUAAGUUCACACACGUUCAGGACACGUCUUCCGAGGUGAAGCUGCUGAUGUCGGUGCACAUGGACUCGAUGCUACGUGGAGGCUCCAAAGACUACGACCACUUGGCCAAUGACGCCCUCAAUUGGGUCCAGAGUCAUCGCAUCGAUGGGCUCCACUUGUCAGGGAUUCGAGCCCUUCCCAGGACCAUUGGGAACAUCACCGCCGUUGUGCAGGCCCUCCGCAAGGCCUUCAGGCACAAGCAUUUGAUUACAUUGGGGAUCGACCAGACGCAGAAGACCGUCGAAGAGGCCUUCCUCAAGCUUCUAUCGAUGGCGGAUAUGGCGAGCUUCCGUACCAGCCAGGUGGUCCACAAAGAUGAGCGUACCACGCUCAUUAACCCGUACCGGAGGUACGACAACAGCACCGCCAAUCUUUUCCUGGAACAGGAACUUGAAAAACUGGCAUCCAUGGCAAGAAAAGCUCGUUCCUCCCACAUUUGCUUUACGUUAAUUCUCGGCGGAAACAAAUUCACCCUCGAGAAUGAAAAUCACCACGGCCUUGGAGCACCAGCGAAGCACUCGGGUGACGCAGCAUACGAUGAGAUCUGCAACAAGGGCUGGGAGGAAAUGAAGUACGUCGCACCAGCUAUGGCCUAUUAUGCUCGCCGAGGAUCACUGUGGAUAGCAUACGACACCGAAAAAACAAUUGCCGAUAAGGUCCGGUUAGCCGUGAAGAAGCACCCAGAUUUCUGCGUCAUGCUUACCCAGGUCGACCGGGACGAUUACAAAGGGUCAUGUGCCGAAAAACAUUUUCCUCUUGUGCAAAGUGUCAAGCAUGUAUUGCAGCAUGCAUGACGAUGUUGGCAAGCUCCUGAGUAUCCUGAGGGACCCACCUGAUGCCCACCAGGACUGCAUCUCGAUACACCAUUAAGCUAGCAUAAAAUCGUAAUUUUAUAAUUGUAAUCGUAUUCCAUUAAUAUUUUCGUUCCUGUUGCUAGAUCACCAUACUUGAUAGCCAGAUGCUGCUGGCGUUUCACGUUUUUGAGUGAAGUACUUCACUGAAGAUUUUACUAGUCAAAGAUUAAAUAGUCUGCAUUAU